Caenorhabditis angaria is the source of this 4820-nucleotide messenger RNA. The record is from the annotation of a GenBank genome assembly. Lineage: Eukaryota; Metazoa; Nematoda; Chromadorea; Rhabditida; Rhabditidae.
AUGGCGCAGGAGUUGAGGUAAUUAUAUGUUUGUUUUAUUUGCUCCUAACUAAAUGUAACUUAUUUUGCAGUUUUAACCGCCGUGCAAAACACUUGUCUUCGAAAUAUAUUUGUGGUGUUGUUGAGGGAUUUUAUGGGCGACCUUGGACAUUGGAUCAGCGGAAACAUUUAUAUGGAAAAAUCAAUCGAUUGGGUCUUAACACCUAUUUGUAUGCUCCCAAGGAUGAUAUCAAACAUCGACAAGCUUGGAGAGAACCGUAUACCGAGGAAGAAAGUGGUAAGUUUUUAGUUUUUUUAAAUCAUAACUUGAAAAAUGAGGCUUUGAAAUUCAAAUGAUAAAGUUAAAUUUCGUUCAACCAAAAACUCGCUCCCGAAUUUUUCAUUUUUUUCAAAUUUAAUUUCCAAAUACUCUUGAAUGUUUUAUAGAGAAUAUGAAUGAUCAAAUUGCUUUAUUUCUGUAAAAUUAUGAUUUUCGAUCAUUCAAAUUUUAUCACUAUUUUGAACUGAUUUUUUUGCAAAUUCUUAUUGAACGUUAUCAAUUUCAGAGCUCAACUCAAUUCAAAAUAUAUUUCUGAUUCAAGAAAAAAAUUAACUUCCCCAUUCUCACAUAUAAUUCAAAAUAGAGCUAAUUUUGAAUUGAGGUAAUCAGAAAUUGCAACAAUUUUUUUCAAAAAAGUUGGAUUUUUUCCUUUUUUCUUGAAAAUAUAAAAUUUCGAAGACGUCUAAAUAUAAAAUUCCGAUGGAGAAAAUCAGGCUGAAAUCUCAAAGCUUUUUUAUUUCAGUAAUUCUUCGAAACCUGAUCGAAUCUGCCAAAAACAACCAUGUAAAUUUUGUAUACGCGCUCUCCCCUGGUUUGGAUAUCACUUAUAGUUGCCCUCAAGAAUUAGCAACUCUUCGAAAAAAGAUGGAACAAGUUGUUUCGAUCGGUUGUGAUUCUUUCGCUCUCCUUUUUGAUGAUAUUGAAGUUGUGAUGCAUGAAAAAGAUCAACAAGUUUUCAAAACAUUUGCUGAUGCUCAAGUCUAUGUAACAAACACAAUUUUUGAUAACAUCAAGACAAAAAACUUCUUUUUCUGUCCAACCGAAUAUUGUGAAACUCGAGCAAACCCGAAUUUGGAACAAUCGCAAUAUUUGAACACUAUUGGAAUGAACCUUCGACAGCCAAUACAUAUUCUAUGGACUGGCCCACAAGUUAUUUCACGAUAUUUUACUGUGGAACAUUUGAAACGAGUUCAAAGUGUUUUUCGGCGAAAACCAUUAAUUUGGGAUAAUUUGCAUGCGAAUGAUUAUGAUCAAAAACGGGUAUUUUUGGGUCCUUAUAAAGGACGAUCGGUUAUUAUAAAACAAUUCACUUCUGGUCUAUUACUUAACCCUAAUUGUAAAUAUGAAGCUAAUUUCAUUCCAUUUUAUACGGUUUCCGAUUGGAAUGCAUCAGACAAAGAUGCUACUUAUCGUAAGUUUUUUUUCGAAAUUUUUUAUUAUUGAAAUAAUGUGUAGACCCUGUAAAAUGCACCUUUUUUUGCUUGAAAAUUAGUUUUUUUAUCUAUCAAGAACUGACCUUUGAACGUAUGUUGUUUGAUAACAUUUUUUUGUAGGGAGAAGUGAUUCUUCAAAAUUUAUCAGAAAUUGGAAAACUUAACAGAAAAUGUUGCGUUUUUUGGAUUCCUAUUCAAUAAAUAACUGGAAACUGAACAAAUAUGGUCAGGAUCAAAACGACAAAAACAUAACAAAAUUUCCAAGCCUUUAUAAUAUUGAAAAUUAACUUUUUUUAAUGAAAUAAUUCUAUUCAUCCAAAACAAAUCUUAAUUUUCAGCUGUCACAACUGAAAACGAUGUACAAUUGCCCAACCCAACUGUUCAUAAUACGCCAUUUAUGAAUAUUGACUGUAACACUGAAACCGAGUACAACUACGAAUUAUCGGGAAAAAACGCCAUAUCAAUAUGGAUCCAUGACUUUUGCGCCCCAAGUGGCCCCAACAUUCCACAGUAAGAUAUUUUCUAGAAGUAUCUACCUUUUGUGGUGAAAAAAUUUUGAGAAAAAACGGCCCGAUUAUUUUGAAAAAAAAAAUCGGCCCGAUUAUUUUGAAAAAAAAUCGGUCCGAUUAUUUUGAAAAAAAAUCGGUCCGAUUAUUUUUGUUACUGGUGAAAAAAUUCUGAAAAAAAUCGGUCCGAUUAUUUUGAAAAAAAAUCGGUCCGAUUAUUUUGAAAAAAAUCGGUCCGAUUAUUUUGAAAAAAAAUCGGCCCGAUUAUUUUGAAAAAAAUCGGUCCGAUUAUUUUUGUUACUGGUGAAAAAAUUCUGAAAAAAAUCGGUCCGAUUAUUUCUGUUACUGAUGAAAAAAAUCGUGUUACUGGUGAAAAAAUUUUGAAAAAAAUCGGCCCGAUUAUUUUGAAAAACCACUUGACCGUUUCUGACACAAGAAAUUACCAUCAAUUUGCUUACAUUUAGAAAUGCUCGAUAAAAAAAAUUUUGACGUGAGAAAAAUCGUCUACCUUUUUCAGAAAUUUUAUUCUCUGGAAGCUUUACAUUUUAGGCUUAAAAUGAUUGCAAUUCAUUUGUUGUGCAUUUAUUGAGUACUGUCUAACAAAAAUUAUUUUUUUUGAUCAACUUUUUUUGGGUGAAAAUUUGUAAAUCUGGAAGCUUUUCCGGUUUCCACAGAAUUUCCCACAGAAAAUUGACAAUAAUCACAGAAAAAGUGAAACUAAAAUAAAUGAGAAGACUGUUACGCCUGGGGGCUAACAGUCCCUAGUCUGGUUCUCUAAAAUAUCAAAAUUUCAAUUUAUGUUUUUCAGAACCCCUCGCUUAGAUUUGAACACUACUGUACCUGAUUUUGUUUUAGAACGUCAAAAUAGUGAGUUUGUUUGAAUAUUUAAAACAUUUCAAAAUAUAAUUUUUCAGUUGACACACCUUCUGAACCACCCUUGGCUUUUAAAGAAAAUGUGUUAAGUGCUGAAUCAAGAGGUUCAGAAAUCAAUUCACUCACUGCAGAUUAUGCACAACCUAUGGAGGUUAGUUAUUUAACUCUACAAAUUGGUUUAUUGUAUUCGAAUUGUUUUCAGGAAGAUGAACCACCAAACGAUGAACAUUCAACUGAACUCGAAAUGGAAUCGGUGAAUGAAUGCCAAUCAACAUCUAUUGAAUCAAAGUGAGUUUUAUCCAAAUUUUUAUUAGGACAACUUUAAAAAAAUAAUAGUUUAGAGCUCCGGAUUUUGAAACCGUCGCAUCAUUUGUCGAUUUGUAUUAUCUGCCAUUUGAAGGUGGACCAGGUUUAAAAAAAUUAUUUGAUGAUUAUGCGUAUUUACUGGAAAAUGUGUCGGUGAUGAACAAGAAACAUCAAGAAAUUGAGUGAGUUAUAUAUUUUUGUUUUUUACGCGAGCGAUAUAAGUGCUCAAAAUCCCGUUUAAAAUCAAUAUAUUUAUCAUCUAAAUCUUGAAUUUCAGAUCUCUUGAUCCACUACAAACCGAAUGGAUAAUUCGAUACGAUCAAAUUGUCGAUUACCUUUCAAAAGUCAUUGAUGUUUUUCAUCACAUCUCCGAAUCAUCUAACAAAGCUUUAGUCACAGAAUUGAUACCCUACGCUUGGGAAGCUCAUGGUGCGAGUGUUGUUUUAUUAGCCGUCGCUAGAUGGAUGCUUCUAGGCCAAAUAGAUGAAAUAAAUUGUCAAAUUGAAAAAUUCUGGACUUAUGAAACUGAAGAUGAACCUUGGAAUUGGCAAGGUGGAUUUAUUAAUGAAUGUAUAUGCCUACUCAGCCGAACAGACAAUGUUGCUAAACUUUUUUAUUCAAAAAUUGUGCUACCUCUAUCAAUUUAUACCUAUGAAAUCCGACCAUUCACAUUUCGAGACGAAGAAUUUAUUAGCGAGUUAUCACUUCUAACAACAACCAAAGAUGAAGAUAUCCUUCGAUUACGAGCUCGUGUUUUUUCUGACAAAAUUUUCAAGCCUUUUCUAAUGGCUGGCGCAAAAUUCAACUUUGUUGCUGAAGAAAUCGCUGGAAAGAACAGAAAACCAAUGUGUUUUGCAUCAGCACAUUCAAAUGGAUUAGCGGUUCGCGAUUUUCUAAUACAUUAUAAAGAACAUUUACGAAAUCAGUAUAGCCAGGAUGUUAUUGUUGAGAAUUUUGAUGUGAGUUUUAGAUUUUUUUUAGAAAAAUUGGCUUGGUUUAGUGUUGUAAAUUUGAGAAGAAAAGAAAAAUCUAAAUUCAAUCACGACCCAGAAAAUAAACACUGCUGGCCAAUUUUUUCUCUGAUGAGAUUUUGAAAAACUUUUUGAGGAUCUGGAAAAAAAUCGAAAAAAAACAGAAUCUACGUGCCCUAUAAACAAUUCAAAUCUUUCAAUUUCGUAAAUUUUCCAGAUGUCCGAAAUAAUUCGUGAAGUCGACAAAUGGUUUCCAAGUGUACCAAGCGAUGUGUUUGCUAAUUAUCCAGCAUGGGUUUCGCCACAUUUCGCGUAUGAUGCAUAUGACGCAGUACCAAUGAAAAAGAUUCUGUUGACAAUUGCAGUCACUUUGAGUAUGAAUGGUAAGAUUUUUUUUAACUUAUGGAAAGAUUCGUGAAAAAUUUGAAGAUCUGUUACUUGACUCCUAGGAUGAUAUGGUUUAUAAUUGUAAAUAUUUUAUACAAUUUUCUAACCACUUGCCAAAACAUUAUUUAAAAACGCCUUCAAAAAUUUCAGGUUGUCAAGGAAUGUUUGUAACAGUUCCAAUCGAUGAACACGAGCGUCAACAAUAUUUUCUUCGCUUAGGAUUCAACAAUCUUGGUCAUUCCGAAUGUAAUAAUUAUAUUCUGCUCGGCCACGAGCUUGGCAAUUUUGCAGGUAGAACUGAAUAG